Molecule: messenger RNA, 2151 nt
Organism: Penicillium odoratum
Lineage: Eukaryota; Fungi; Ascomycota; Eurotiomycetes; Eurotiales; Aspergillaceae
Product: potassium channel family protein
Exons: 3
Coding region: 1-2151 (716 amino acids)
Biological process (GO): potassium ion transmembrane transport; stabilization of membrane potential
Cellular component (GO): membrane
Molecular function (GO): potassium ion leak channel activity
Source: RefSeq, a predicted model, not a curated record
AUGCAGAAUGGGCCCGAUCCGCACCAGAUCGCCGCGACCAAUGAACAGAAUGAUACAUCGUCUUUCUGGGAUCGCUUCGCGAGCCACUUUCACAUGAGACCACCAGAGGAUGAUGAGCCUCAGUCUUGGUGGAUUGCAUCGACGGCUAUCCCGCUUGUAGCUGCUGCGGCUGGGCCGCUGGCCAACGUGAUGUCGAUCGUUGCCCUGGUCAUGCCGUGGAGAAGCAGGAUCCUUUCCACAACAAUUGGACCGGCUGGGAAUUAUCCUCAGGAGAGCUAUGCUGAUCCUCACUGGAUCACGGCGUUGAACGCUGUUUCGCUGUUUUUAGGUCUUACUGGCAAUAUCUUUUUGUUGCUGAAUUUUACCCAAACUGUGCGCUAUAUCAUCGCUUUACCGGUGACCAUAAUUUCGUGGUUCUUAGCUCCUGGAAUUCUGUGUGGUUUGACCGUAUCUCUUUCUAUUUACAGUCCUCCUAUUGGCCCGGAUGAUGUGUACUCUGAGGCCUACUGGAGUGCUGUUAUUGCUGCCAGUCUUUAUUUCUUACUGAGCGUUUUUCUUAUGAUAAAUAUGCUUGGUUAUUUCCUUGGAAGAUACCCACAGCAUUUCUCGCUCACAGACGACCAGCGGACUCUCAUCUUGCAAAUGACGGCAUUCGUUGCUUGGUUACUUAUCGGUGCGGCUUUCUUCCAAAAAGUACUCGGCAUCUCAUUUGCGGAUGCCUUGUAUUUCUGUGACAUCACUGUCCUGACUUUGGGCUUUGGUGAUGUGGUGGCCACGACUUCAGUCGGAAGGGGUCUUGUCUGGCCGUAUGCUGUGAUUGGUAUCAUUAUGCUUGGUCUCGUUGUUGGGAGUAUUCAUCGAUUUGCGAAGGAGGUCCACUACGACAAUGUUGUUCGAAAGCACAUCGAGCAAAAGCGGCAGCAUACUUUUGAUCGAUCUGUCACUAUUGACGAGUUCAGCUCAAAUAAUACAGAGAAAGUACUUCCUCCAGCACAUUCUCACCAAAAAUCCCAGGUCACGUAUCGAUAUCAUAAGCACCAACCGAUCCGGAACACCAUUCAUGCCUUUGCUCAAGAACGGCGGCCCAAGCUCCUGGUUAUGAGGGAAGAAAAGGACCGAUUUGAUGCUAUGCGUGCAAUCCAAUACGAAACUAUGCGCUUCCGUCGUUGGAAUGAUUUGUUUAUCAGCAUAAUUGCUUUUGGAAUCGUAUGGAGCUGCGGAGCUGUUGUAUUCUGGAAACUGGAGGGUUGGACUUACUUCGAGGCGCUAUACUUUGGCUUCUGUUCACUUCUCACCAUCGGAUACGGUGAUUUUACACCAUCGUCAAAUGCUGGGCGACCAUUCUUUGUCAUGUGGUCCCUCAUAGCCAUUCCGACCAUGACCAUGCUCAUCUCCCAGAUGAGUGACACCAUCGUUGUUGGUUACAAACAUGGUAUGGAGAAGGCCGCUGAAUAUUCCAUCAUGCCAGAGAGUGGAACAUAUCGGUCUUUUUUCGCUCGUUUACCGACUAUCCACGGCUUUCUGGAAAGGAGGGCGGAGAAAACACGGUUGAAGCGUGGAUUCCCAGUCGGUGCUGAGGCAGAGGAUACGGCCGAUCCGGAAAAUGGGGAGCCCGAGGCUGGAAAAAACGCGCAACGACGUUCGUCUCGAACCCCUCGUCGCAGCUCCCAGACCCAUCCUACGCGAACCCUUGAGGAACUCGCGGAGACCCAUCCAUCGCCAUUUGAACUGGCCCAACAGCUCGCAUUUGCCAUUCGACACACUAGCCAAGAUGUGCGGGAAGGAAAGCGUACACGAUAUAGCUACGAAGAGUGGGUAGAAUAUACUCGUCUCAUCCGGUUUACCGACCCCCGAUCCCGACCAUCUUCGGCCAUUGGAUCAUCUAAACGGCAUCGGCAUCCCAGUGAGGAAGAUACAAUCACUCUCGACGAAGAUGAGUAUGGAGUCGUGAACUGGGACUGGAUAGGUGAGAACAGUCCUAUGCUGGCCCACCAGACUGAACCAGAGUGGGUUCUAGACCGGCUUUGUGAGAGUCUGGUGCGGUACGUAUCGACUUCAGAAGCCCGAGUCAGAAAGCAGAGCCACGCAGAAGAUGAAUCAGAGGCAGCAACCUUGAGGAAGGAGAGAGAUCUAGGCAUUGAGGAGUCGUGA